AUGCCCUCUCCGACGCCCUCCCCUCGCCCCUCCCCGUCCUCGAACCUCCCCGCCCCGCCUCCAGCAGACCGCGCACCGCCCCCCAAAGGACGCACCCACCAGUUCACACUCCUCAGAAAGGGCAGGGACAGGCAGAAGCGACUCCCCACCGAUCUCGAGGAUGACUGGACCAUAGAAGGCAUGUCGCCGCAUCCUGUCCAGCACAACGAGCUUCUCGACGACCCACAACCGGCGCCAGAGCCAGAACCCAUAGUCCCAGAGAUCCCGGUACGCGAAGAGGCCAAGAAACCUCCCAGCAAGGGCCGGCAGCUGGUCAAAAAGACCUCACGCCUGUUCAGUCGGGACAAGGACAGAGAAGGAGACUCUUCCUUGGCACCCAGCAGCUCUUCUUCCCUCGUAGCCUCCCGGCAGACAUCCGCCAGCUCUGCCGACUCGCAACCCACCGGCUCGGCCUCCCGGACACGUCCCUCUGCCUUUAUACAACGCCACUCUUCCAUGCAGUCCAAGAGCAGGUCUCCGCGGACUAGCUUUGGCCAGCCAACGCAUUCCCGCCGCGCGUCCCAAGACUCGCAGUCGUCAUGGCAAGCGCCGAGAUCGAUCCGGUCGUUUGCAUCCACCGACACUGAACCAUCUGCCCCGCGCGGUCUGCCCAUCCCUCAACGGCAAGGCGCGUCCAUUCCUUCCUUGUCACGGCAGUCCCUGCCACAACCUAUCAACGUGAAUUCUCGAAGUCCAGAGACGAUACCUGGGCGCAUGUCUUCUUGGUUCUCUCAUCUUUUGCCUACAGCCGAGAACCAGCCCGCAUCUCUGGGCUCGUCCCCAGGCGCCGAAGCCACCUCUCCUAUCCGUAAACAACCUUCCGUCGCCGCUUCCCUAUUCAACGUCGCAAGACAGAAAGCCGUCGACGGUGUACGGCACCUGCUGGAUUCAGAAGCACAGCCAGACAAGUGCAUGGACACCAUCUGGAUGCGUGGUGUGGGCCACCCGGGGUACCGUCCAAAGACACCCGAUACCACCUCGAGUCCUCUGCCCAGCGUGGAAGGAGUGCAGGAAGAGGGAAGGCGGUCGUCCCUCUCGAUGAACAGGCCUUCGCCCACGGGACUUCGGCCCUCUUCUUGGAGGAGGAACGCAUCUAUUUCCCAGGGUAUACCCACUCAGGCGAAUCAGUCUACGCCACCGAAUAAAGGUUUCACAAAUCUCUUCAAUAGCUCGUCAUUGUCUUUGGCCAUGCCUAUAGGAUCCUCGCCUAGCAAGGAGAAGGAGGGGCCGGAUAGCCCGAAUAAGAAGAAGCCUGGAAAGGAGGUGUUGCAGUGGCCAGAGCAGUUCUAUGAUGAUUUCAGGGGUACAGUCUGGUGCACCUACCGCAACCAAUACUCUCCCAUCCUAGCACUAUCCCCCAACCUCCUCAUCCCCUCGCCCGAAGCAUACUACGCCUCAUUCUCAUCUCCCCUCGACGUCGCCUCCCCACCUCCCGCGUCACCAUCCCCCCAACAAACACCCACCCAAAACUCUUCUUUCCAAGCACAGCAAGCUCCAGGAGGAUGGUGGGGCAAGGAAGAACGAGGCUUGACAAGCGAUGCGGGCUGGGGCUGUAUGCUCCGUACAGGCCAAAGUCUGCUCGUCAAUGCUAUAGUGCAUAUCCACCUCGGCCGCGAUUGGCGCGCCAUCAGACCGCCUACGCCGCCUACCAGCGCGGCAGAAGCAGAAGCGUUGGAGCAGUACGCAAAGUAUAUCCAGAUCAUCUCGUGGUUCUUGGAUGACCCGUCCCCGCUGUGCCCAUUCAGCGUGCAUCGGAUGGCGUUGAUAGGGAAAGAGCUGGGGAAAGAGGUGGGCGAGUGGUUUGGCCCGAGUACGGCUGCUGGGGCGCUCAAGACGUUGGCAAACUCUUUCGCGCCGUGUGGAGUGUCGGUCGCUACGGCGACAGACUCUAUCAUCUACAAGUCUGAUGUCUAUGCCGCUUCCAACUUGUCUUCUGAUGCUUGGGACCAGCUCAUUCCUGCUUUCAGCAUCGGGCGUCCUAAUCAGACUGACAGGGGGAAUAAGUCUGGUUCGGGUCAAAAGUGGGGUCACAAGGCGGUUUUGGUCCUUGUGGGAGUCAGACUGGGAUUAGAUGGAGUGAAUCCCAUCUAUCAUGACAGUAUCAAGACACUAUUCACCUUCCCUCAGUCUGUAGGUAUAGCCGGUGGUCGUCCUUCUUCGUCCUACUACUUUAUCGGCACCCAAGCCAACUCGCUCUUCUACCUCGACCCGCACCUCACCAGACCCGCCGUACCACUCCAAGUACCCCCUCUUCCAACCCUCCCCACAGAGGAAGAAGUCGUCGGCAUCCCCUCUCCACAACGGCAACCCUAUACACCCUCCCGAUCCCGCUCUCGCCCCCAAGAAUCGCCCACCAAAGCAUCGCCCCUCCGGAACAGCCUCGACAUCAACCCAGAGGUGGCCAAGUACAAGCUCGACGUCGUCAAUGUCGAUGACGUGAGCGAGUCGGACAGCGGGGGCGAAGGCGAGAGGGUGAGGUCGCCAAAGAAGGAAGCGAUCAGGAGAGGCGUCAUGAGUCCGACUGGGACGCCGAGUAAGAAUGGGGUAAAGGGGAUGAAGGACGAUGUGGGUUCGCCGCACAAGAGGACGCCGUCGGCGUCGCCUACGAAAGGGUCUAUCAACUAUUCUUAUCCGCUCUCUGCGAAUAGCUCCCAGCCGGCUUCUAGAUCGUCCACCCCAGCUCGCGAGGUGCCUGAAAUGACAGCGAGGCCCAAACUUGACCCUCAUGCCGAGUGGUAUAUCGAAGCAUACCCUGAACACUUGAUGCGGACUUUCCAAUGUGAAAAGGUCAAGAAGCUGCCGAUUUCGGGGCUGGAUCCGAGUAUGCUGCUGGGCUUUGUCGUGCGGGACGAAAAGGACUUUGAGGAUUUCGUUGACCGCGUCAACAAACUCCCCAAAAAGAUCUUUACUAUCCAGAACGAACAGCCUCAAUGGGAAGAAGAAGACGAUGUCGGCCUCGAAUCCGUCUCUGAACCCGAGCUCGAAUCGGAGGACGACUUUGACGCCCCCGGCACUGCCAAACCCCGUUUUGAAGCCGGCUCGCCAAUUGACAGCGAUAUGAUGUCUGGACCCAGUGUGCUAGCGGCGAGCGAGCUGGAUAUGGACAAGAUCCCCGACAUUCCCAGUGCGACUGCGACCCCGCAGGUGGCGCCGGAAGAUUACGUUGGCAUGUCUGGCUCGACAUCUGCUUCCGGAUCGGGCACGGGACCUACCGCUUCCAGCUCGACAUCAGCGCCGACGACGCUGGAUGAAGAUGAUGGCGAUGGGAGUCUGCUAGAUGGCUCGAUGGAGACUACUGUGGGCGCUGUUGAUAUCGCCAAACACCUCCAGCGGGUUGAUAUCGCCAACAAUGAUGGGGAAGAGGAGGAUGGCGAGUUGGUGGGAGGUACACCUUCAAGUGGCGGAGUCAUGGUGGAACCGCCCUCUGUCCACAGUACGCCCAAUCGUGUACGACCAGUGGCAGACAGGCAGGAUACCGCCCGGCCCGUGUCUUCCUCGCCAGAGGAUAUUCCCCGGCAUGUCCGGCAGGGAGCGGAGAGUGGGCAAGAAGAAGAAGAAGUUGACUCGAAAGCGACCCGUGGGACAGAGCUGCCAACGAUGAGAAACAGGAUGGAGAGCUGGGUGGAGCCUAUCCGAGGCGGACAGGAAGCGCCGAACGGCGAUAAUUUGUUGUAA
Cryptococcus wingfieldii CBS 7118 is the source of this 3714-nucleotide messenger RNA. RefSeq lists its product as hypothetical. The record is from RefSeq and is a predicted model, not a curated record. The coding region runs from base 1 to 3714 and encodes 1237 amino acids. The transcript is spliced from 4 exons. Lineage: Eukaryota; Fungi; Basidiomycota; Tremellomycetes; Tremellales; Cryptococcaceae. Gene Ontology annotation, molecular function: protein-phosphatidylethanolamide deconjugating activity.